This is a messenger RNA of Cryptococcus amylolentus CBS 6039, 2430 nucleotides long. RefSeq lists its product as hypothetical. Lineage: Eukaryota; Fungi; Basidiomycota; Tremellomycetes; Tremellales; Cryptococcaceae. Gene Ontology annotation, biological process: retrograde transport, endosome to Golgi. Gene Ontology annotation, cellular component: GARP complex. The transcript has 13 exons. The record is from RefSeq and is a predicted model, not a curated record. The coding region runs from base 1 to 2430 and encodes 809 amino acids.
AUGGCUUCUUCAAGCUCGCCUCCAUUGCCACCCGUGCCAAGGGCUUCAGCGACUCUUGCAACCGAUGCCAGCACAAGCUCCCGCGCCAUGGCCAGGCUGGCGAACGAGUUUCCCAGUGCGGCAUCCCUGGCUGACCACAAAGUGACUCACGCCAAGCUGGGGCUCGAGAUAAUGGAUAUCAGGGAGGAAAUUGCGAAGUUAAAAGCCGAGCUCAGAAGAGACCAAGACCCAGCCAGAAUGAGCAACAUCCAGAGCCAGAUCGGUCAACUCAUGCUUCAGAUUAAUGUGAUCCAAGAGAAAGCUGCUGAAGCAGAAGCCAUCGUGAAAGGCAUCACCUCGGACAUCCAGCGGUUGGACGUCGCCAAGAGCAAUCUGACCACUGCUAUUCAGAUGCUUGAGCGGUGGGGCAUGCUGAGGCAAUCUCACGAGCAAUUGAGACAUCUCCUACCUACACGGCAGUACAAGAACAUGUCCCAAGCUUUCGCUGCUGUCACACAACUCCUUACCCCCCUCAAGCCCCUCUCAUCUGUCCCCGCUGUUGCUGAAAUAUUCAAAGCCGCCGAAGCAGACCGAAAAACCAUACAGGAAAAGGCCGCUGUUGAGAUGGAUACAUUCUUUCAACAAGACCCAAACAAGGUCGUCGAUAGAAGGAGCAUUGCCGAAGUUUGCUUGCUGAUAGAUGUAUUGGGAGGUGACUUCAGAGAUCACAUCGUGGAACGCUAUCUCCAAAUUCAACUUGCUGAAUAUCGUCGCAUCUUCCGCUCCACCGACGAAGCUGGACAAUUGGACAAUGUCCCGCGCCGCUUUGCCUGGUUCAGACGCGUCCUGAAACAUCACGACGAAGAGGAUUCAAUGCUCUUUCCGGCUUCUUGGCAGGUGACGAGGUUGUUGGUGUCUGCAUUUGCAGAGUGCACGAGGAGUGACUUGUCAAAUUUGCUAGGGAAGCAGAGCCCGGCUGUGAAUGUGCUGCUGGACGCUUUACAAGCGACUUUGGACUUUGAGCAGGCAAUGUCGAGGAAGCUUGAUAUGACGGCAAGUCACAGCUUCUAUGGAAAUAUUGCUAUGCUGAUAGCCGUAUACCUCAAUGUCUACGUGGAAGCCCAAGAUAGAGCCAUAUCCGACAUGCUCUCAGCAUACCGCGGCUCAAACGCUCGCCCAUCCCUCGAGUCUGUCAUUGCCGAAGAACCUGAAACCCCCGUGCCCACCGUCCUUCCCUCCUCCACAGAGCUGUUCUAUUUCUAUGGCCAACAGCUGGACCAGUGCGAAAAGUAUUCGAGAGGAGAAACUAUGAGGAAGCUGUCAGACGUGUUUGUCAAGUGGCUGAACGUGUAUGCCGGGGAGGUACUGCUGGCGGGGAUGAAGUCUGCACCGUCGCGAAAGUCGUUCGAGGGGAGAGAUAGUCUGCAGGAAGUAAAAACGGCUUGUAUGGUGCUGAAUACUGCGGAGUACUGUCAAAAUACAUCGGUCCAACUGGAAGAGAGGUUGAGAUCCAAGAUAUCUCCCGACUUGAGUGAAAGUAUAUCCUUCAAAUCAGCCCGCGAAACAUUCUCCUCCGUCAUCAGCCAAUCCAUUGCCGUCCUCUUGCGGGAACUCGAAUACUCGUGCGAACCUGCUUUCUCUGCAAUAUUGAAAACCCCGUGGAUCCAUUUGGAGAAUGUCAGUGGCCGGUCGGCCUAUGUGGUGGAUCUGGUGGGAAGUAUCAAGAGCGUGGCCGAGGGGGUGAGGGCGCGGAUCGAAGGGAAAAAAUAUAUCAGGAACUUUGCGGAUAAGGCUGUUGGUGUAAUCAUUACGAGAUUCACCCAGGCUGUGAUCAAGAGUGCGCCGCUCAAGAAGAUCGGUGCUGAGCAGAUUCUUCUUGACGUGCAGGCAGUGAAAGCUUGUCUUCUGGAUCUUCCAGAACCACACCCAGAGAACUCUUCCACCAUUUAUAGCUAUACGAAAUAUGUAACCAAGAACACGGGCCAGCUAGAGACGAUGCUAAAGGUCAUCUUGGCCCCCGACGAGGUUCCGGAGGGCUUUGUUCAAAAUUAUUGCCUUCUCAUUGGCGACCGCUCGUUCACCAACUUUCAGAAAAUUCUCGACCUCAAAGGCACUGCCCGCACCGACCAGCAACGCUUGCUUGACAUAUUUCUUUCCGUCACAUCCACCAACUCUGACCUCACGGACACUUCUUUCCUCACUCAUAUCGACAUGGACCCACCUGCGAGCAGCGAGGCCGCGAGGGGCUUUACGUCGCCGUCGGCAAGCUCGACGGGGCUGUUCUCGCCGACGACAGGGCCCGGAGGGAUGGGGGGCUUGCCAGGCUUACUGAGAAGUGGGAGCGCGGAGGGAGGGGAGCGGACGGAAACUCCCAAGGCGUUUGGGGAUUUCAGGCGACUGGUGAACUUUGCCACGAGGAGGGAUAACAGUGCUAUAAACGUCCCACAUUGA